UCGUUCGCUCGCUCAGUAUAGCGCGGGGCUCGCAUCGGGAGGCCGUGCCGCCCGAGCCAUGAACAACGACAAAAUGAACACGCGCGAAUACCGCGAACGCCUCAUCGACGAAGUGAAGAAGAACCCGGUGCUUUAUGACACGCGCCACGAGAACCAUCGCGACAUCGACGUGCGGGACCGUUGCUGGCUCGAGAUCUCCGAGCGCCUUGGGGCUAACUGUGAGGUGUUAAAACGCGAAUGGAAGAUCCUGCGUGAUUCCCUCCGGCAGUCGCUGAAAAAGAGCAACCGAGGCGGCACCACCAAGGCGGGCACGCCAUGCAAGAAGUGGCGCUUUCAGUCUCGCAUGGCUUUCGUGCUGCCCUACAUGACUAUGAGAAGGAACCGACGUGUCAUCAAAGACGAUAUCAAGAUGGACGAGUCGGAAUUGCCGUCGGAUCAGGAACUGGAGACGGAGACAUGGGGAGCUGCGGAAGUACCGGAAGAGGGUGGUGAGCACGAGGCCUUGGAGCUGUUCUUCGCGUCAGUGUGCCAGAGCAGCAAGCGACUUCCGAGGCGGCUACAAGCUACACUUAAAAGGCAGGUCCUGGACGCUCUGCUGCGCGCCGAAGAGCAGUGCGACGAUAAAGAUCCCCCCCAAAAAUGGGACUCAGUCACGUCUUAGGGCAACCGAAUUCUACUCAAACCUGUAACUUACUCAGAUAGAACAUAAGUAAUUAAGAAUCGUAUAUAGAACAACUAAAUCAGUAGGUUUGUAUACUGCGUUUCAGCAAUCUAAAGUUCAUGAUGUGUUUGAAUAGAAGGGAUGAUGACGUGAUGAAGAUCCAUCGUCACUAAUAUAUUUAAUAAGACUGCUUUAACCCAUU
This is a messenger RNA of Pieris napi, 863 nucleotides long. RefSeq lists its product as uncharacterized. The coding region runs from base 59 to 661 and encodes 200 amino acids. The record is from RefSeq and is a predicted model, not a curated record. Gene Ontology annotation, biological process: regulation of transcription by RNA polymerase II. The transcript has 3 exons. NCBI's taxonomy places the organism in Eukaryota, Metazoa, Arthropoda, Insecta, Lepidoptera, Pieridae. Gene Ontology annotation, cellular component: nucleus; transcription regulator complex.